GAAACAAAAAGAAAGUAAUAGCAAAGCUCCAACAUAGGUCCUAUUUUUAGGUCCUAUAAAUAAGCAACCUUACCUUACUCUUCAUGGCAAAGUCCUUCAACCAUUCAAAAGUACUUCACCGCCUCUAACGUUCUUCUCUUCUCACUUCUUCUCUUUUCAAAUUUCAAACCAAACACAAACUAACUCAUUAAUCAUGGUCGACGUGGACCGCCGAAUGACCGGUCUGAACCAGGCUCACAUUGCCGGUCUAAGAAGACUCUCAGCCCGAGCCGCCACCGUUUCCGCCGCCGCCACCACCGUACGCAACGGCCUUCUCUCCUUCUCACCUCUCGCCGACAAAGUCAUAACCCACCUCCGCACCUCCGGCAUAGAGGUCCAACCGGGUCUCUCCGACGCCGAAUUCGCCCGCGCCGAGGCCGAGUUCGGCUUCGUCUUCCCACCUGACCUCCGAGCCAUUCUCGCCGCCGGUUUACCCGUCGGCGCCGGAUUCCCCAACUGGCGCGCCGCCGGAGGCGCGCGCCUCCACCUCCGGGCAUCACUGGACCUCCCAAUCGCGGCGAUUUCGUUCCAAAUCGCGAGAAACGCGCUCUGGGCACGGUGCUGGGGUCCGAGACCCGCUGAACCCGAAAAGGCUUUACGGGUCGCGAGGAACGCGUUGAAGAGAGCACCCCUCUUGAUCCCAAUCUUCAACCACUGCUACAUUCCCUGCAACCCUUCCCUCGCCGGAAACCCCAUCUUCUUCGUCGACGAAAGCCGCGUGUUCUGCUGCGGUUUCGACCUCUCAGAUUUCUUCGACCGUGAGUCACCGUUUCGGGGCUCCGAAUCGGAACCGGGUCCUCUUGUUCUCAAGAAGCAGAGAUCCGUCGCUGAGAAAACAAAAACAACCUCCGUUUGCUCCGCCUCCGGGUUCCAACGGCGGAGCCUCGACGCCGGAGGGAGGACGCCGAGAUGGGUGGAGUUUUGGAGUGACGCCGCCGUUGAUCGUCGCCGGAGAUUUUCUUCAUCGUCGGUGACGGAGUCGGAGUCGCCGGAGAAAUUCUUCGAUGUGCGGCGGUGGGAGCUGCCGAAGUGGGUGGAGGAUUAUGUCGGCGGAAUCGGGUCGGUUUUGAGAGAAGGUGGGUGGAGCGAAUCGGAUAUAUCCGAAAUGGUGGAGGUUUCGGGUUCGGGCUUUUUUGAAGGUGAUAUGGUAAUGUUGGAUAAUCAAGCAGUGUUGGAUGCUAUGUUAUUGAAAGUGGAUCGGUUUUCGGAUUCGCUUCGAAAAUCCGGGUGGAGCUCCGAAGAGGUUUCGGAUGCUUUGGGAUUCGAUUUUCGAUUACCGGAGAAAGAACGACGACCGCCUAUGAAGCUGUCACCUGAACUGGUCCAGAGGAUUGAGAAACUGGCAGAAUCGGUUUCCCGGUCAUGAUACAAUGGGAAAUUGAAUUGCAUUUGUAAUUUUUUUUUUUUCAUUUAUUUUUAUCAGCAAUAGAAUUGAGGGGGAAAAAACAUUAUCCUGAUGACAUUGGUGUUUGUACCCUGCACUCUUUGGUAAGGAGAACUGGGAAAUUGUAUUGUAACAUGAAACCAAGUGCACAAAAUAUAUAGAUAAUUGCUUAGUGUUCAA
Lotus japonicus is the source of this 1603-nucleotide messenger RNA. RefSeq lists its product as uncharacterized. Lineage: Eukaryota; Viridiplantae; Streptophyta; Magnoliopsida; Fabales; Fabaceae. The record is from RefSeq and is a predicted model, not a curated record. Bases 194 to 1405 code for a protein of 403 amino acids. The transcript has a single exon.